ACAGUGAAUUUUAAACUUCUUAACAAAUACUGAAGAUAAUAAAUGCUGUUUAUUUGCACGUUGUUGUGUGUGUUUUUGGCGAGUGAUGUCACUAACGCAAAAGAUACGAGUAUCACCGGAUCGCACUGGAUAGUUGUUCCGGACAGAUACACCCCUGGGGUGCCGAUUCCGUUGACGUUUAAUUUCUACAACAUUUCCGGGGUUGAUGUCGAUGUACAAGUUGACUUGAUACGUGAUGAUCAUCAUAGUGUGUCAACGCUUACUCAUACCUUCAAGGGAGCCAAAUCAGAACUAGUGCAAUUAAAGGUACCAGAUACUGGAGAUGAUCCGUAUAGGUACACCUUACUGAUAAACGGUCUAAGUGGGUUAUUCUUCCAACAACAUGCUAUUCUUUAUUACGACUCAGGUGCAAUACCAGAAAUGUUCGCAAUUCACAUACAGACGGACAAAGGAAUAUACAAACCAGGACAGACAGUUCGUUUCCGAACAUUCGGGAUAUCUUCUGAUAUGAUGGUUUACAGUGGUCAAUUUAAUAUCUCAAUUUACGAUCCAAAGGGCAAUCAGAUGAAGAAGCUCGUAAAUGUAUCAGAACCUAUCUACGGUGUUGUUGAAGAUUUUUUCGUCAUGGACACUGAACCCGUGCUUGGAGAGUGGAGAAUUAAAGUCAGCGUGGACAGACAAGUGACAGCAACUGAAGAGAAAUAUUUCAAAGUGGAUAAAUACGUAUUACCAAAGUUCCAGGUGAGCGUCGAAUUACCUCCCUAUGUGGUCACAACGGACAAAGAAAUGCAUGGCACCGUCAGAGCAAAAUACACAUAUGGUAAGCCUGUAAUAGGCACAGUAAAGCUGUAUGCAGACAUUGACUACAGCAAUACGCCAUGGAAAUACCAUGGAGAUGAAGUCAUGGUUGAGGCUGCUUUUGAUAUAAAUGGAGAAGCCAAAUUUACCGUUCCAUUCAGUAGAAUUACGAAUGAGGUCGAUCCCUACACGUUUCAACCAUUUGUGGAAAAACUUGCAGGGUAUCACCUGCUGAUAAAAGCGUCCGUUACAGAGAGUAUUAAUAACAUUACAAAGAACGCUACAUCUCAGGUUGUAUUCUACCAAGAACCAUACAAGAUGAACUUUGACCAUUCCUCCAGUAUGUCGUUUUUCAAGCCAGGACUUCCAUACAUCGGACAUGUCAUACUGACUCAAGCUAAUGGAAAUCCAAUUAUUUCGAGCACAGAAAACGUUCGCCUUGUCAGUUAUGUGAAGUUCUAUGACCAUGAAUCACACAGAUACAGGGCCAAAUAUCUUGCUGAACAAACUUACGCGCCAUCGGUCACUGGUAGCAUCGAGAUUUCAGUCAUCCCCCCGGUUAACGCAUCUUCUUUACAUCUAGAGGUAUUUUAUGAGGGACUCACUGAUACAUUGAACGUUCAAAAACCUUACUGGCUAAUGGACGAUGGAAACAUUCAAAUUUCACAAAACUCAUCAUCAAUCGUGGUUGGAAAAGAUGCUGUGUUUAAUGUAAUGAGAUCAGACGGUCUGCACCAUAUUCCAUUCUUCUACGCUAUAUUUGCAAACUCUCGUAUGCUACAAACGGGCUACCUGCACGACAAUGUAUCCAACACAAUGCAGUUGUCUUUCCACGUGACCGACAAGAUGAAGCCAUACGGAAAACUCGUUGUUUACUAUUUCGACACCGACUUGUGGAACGCUGACGCACUUUAUUUCGACGUUAAAGAAGAUGCUAACAAAUUCAAAAACAAGGUCGCUUUGUCAUUCGACAAAAGUCAAGCAGAACCUGGGGAGAACGUAAGCUUGUCCAUCACCAGUGAUCCCCAAUCAUUGGUUAACCUUCUUGCUGUUGACCAGAGUGUGCUGUUACUAGCUUCCGGAAAUGACAUCACACAGUCUGACGUAAUAAGAUCGCUACAACCUUCCUCGCACUCCUCUGCAGAUUCUAGUGAAUUGCAUGAUCCUAAAAGGGUCAUGGAGGGACAAGGUUUUCAAUUACUGACUGAUGUUCAUGGAUUCCAGUGGGCAAGUGGGUUUCAUAAACGUCAAAUAGAUUGUGGACCGUAUCCAGGUGUAAUGCCAACAGCUAAGCCAGGUCUGAUCUCCGGACAAACACCUACAGCUCAACCAGGUUUAGUGGCCGGACAAACACCAACAGCUAAACCAGGUUUAAUAUUCGGAUCAACACCAGCACCUAAACCAGGUCUACUGCAACAGGUUCAACAUACAAGAGAUUUUUUCCCAGAAACAUGGCUAUGGACUAACCUAACUAUAGGCUCUAGUGGCAAUGCCAUCUUGACAACAUCUGUACCUGACACGAUAACCUCCUGGUAUUCAACAGCCUUCUCUGUCAACAAACAUUCCGGAUUGGGCGUCACUGAUGGUGCAACAAAGUUCACCACUUUCCGGCCAUUUUUUAUCAGCCUUAAUCUUCCUUAUUCCGUCAUCAGAGGUGAACAAGUUGUGCUACAAGCCAACGUCUUCAACUACAUGGGACAAGAUCUUGACGUUGUGGUGACGUUGGAGAAAUCGGCAGACUUCAAGGUGAUUUUUAAUGAUUCAAACGCACACGUUACCCUCAAUUCGACCGAGGUUGUGAAACAAAUACAUAUUGAAGCCGGUCAGGCGGGAUCAGUGUUUAUUCCCGUUGUCGCAGACAUCAUUGGCAUUGCUACCAUCACAGUAAAGGCACAGACACCAUUCUCCGCUGAUAGAGUGAAGCGAGAACUGAUUGUGGAAGCUGAAGGAAAAACGAUGCAUUUUAACGUGCCAAUGAUAAUAAAUGAGCACACAUCAGUUGAUGUACCACUUAGUUUCCCGCCAACUUUUGUUGCUGAUUCACAGAAAGUCCAAAUAUCGGCAAUAGGUGAUACAAUGGGCCCCACCAUAAAGAACCUUAAAAGUUUACUAAGAAUGCCAACCGGAUGUGGGGAGCAGACGAUGACCAGUCUUGCACCGGAUGUUUUUGUUUACAAUUACUUAAAGAAGACAAACAAGUUGACACAAGAUGUUGCAGAAAUGACCUUAGAUUACAUGUAUAAAGGGUACCAACGUGAGCUGACGUUUCAGCGUAAUGAUGGCUCGUUUAGCAUAUGGGGACAAAGGGACCGCAUGGGGAGCAUGUGGCUGACAGCAUUUGUGUUGAAAUCAUUUUAUCAAGCCAGCGAUUACAUAUACGUGUCGGAUUCUGUACUUAUCCGAGCCGCUUCGUGGAUACACCGUUACCAAAAUUACGACGGCUCCUUCCAAUCAAAGGGAAGUGUGCACGCGACUAAUCUCAAGGGAGGAUCGAGCAAUGGAUAUAGCCUUUCGGCAUUUGUGUUGAUAGCUCUUGCUGACGCAGAAUUUGUUCUUCAGGACAAAACCUAUUUCAACUACGCAAAUAUGGUAUCGAAGGCGCGUAGAUAUCUGGAGAAUUUAAUACUGACGGACAAAGUCACCGAUGAUUACGACCUAGCUAUAAUUAGCUAUGCCCUGAGUAAAACCGGAAGUAUUCACGCUUACAAAGCGUACACCAAACUCGAGAAACUCGCUGUAAAAACUCAAGAUGGGAAAAUGCAUUGGACCGUGGCGCGUAGUCAACCACAUUCAUAUCUAUCGGGUUGGGAGAUGAAUUAUUACCAGAGUCCACCAUUAGAGAUUGAGGUUGCCUCAUAUGCUUUAUUAUACCUUAUUGACAGCAGGCAGCUUCAAACAGGCUUCCCUAUUCUACAAUGGCUUAUCUCUCAAAGGAACUCUAGGGGUGGAUUUAGAUCCACUCAGGACACGGUCCUUGGACUUCAGGCCAUGUCGGAAUAUGGAUCUGUUUUCAAGGAUAUACUUGAUCUCACAAUUGAUGUCGAGUCAGGCAGCUUUCAUAAGAACAUACAUAUAGGCAAAAACGAUGCAAUGGUCCUAAAGUUACUCGAUAUACCAAACACUGCAAUUGCCCAUUCUAACAACAGCUUCAACCACCCACCCGCUGUUUCUCUCCAGGGUCAUGGAACAGGCUCGGCCCUGGUACAGGUGUCUGUAUCAUUCAAUGUAGAAACUGAAGUUUCUCUUCCCGCUUUCAACAUUACGACAACAAUUUUGAGAGAAACAAUCCGUUCAAUUGUUGUGAGAACAUGUGCAAGAUACUUGCCACAGCGUUUCGUCAACCCUGGCAUGGCCGUUAUAGAGAUAGACCUUCCUUCCGGUUUCUCGGCUGAUUUGGAGAGUCCAGAUACCCACCUUGACGAAGUUAAAAAAUCUGAAAUCAGAGACGAGAAAACUGUUGUCCUUUACUAUGAUCAGAUUUUGCCAAACGUCUAUCCACAAACAUGUGCCACUGUAGAACUGAUCAGAACAGAUCUUGUUGCCAAAACCAAACCUGCUGCAAUCCGGGUGUUUGACUACUACGAACCAGAUAAUCGUGCUCUUGUCUUCUUCGAGUCGCAACUGCUGAGGGACUCCUCUUACUGUGACAUUUGUAGUUCUUGUGGUUGUCCAUAAAUAUAUCAGAACUGAUGGAUGCAUUCCAGAAAACAUUUAUUAGAAACAUUUCGAACUUCCGCUUUAUAAUUAAAUCUGUAAUAAAUGAAAUAAAAGGAAAAUGCAAAGUA
This is a messenger RNA of Ruditapes philippinarum (Manila clam), 4583 nucleotides long. RefSeq names its product CD109 antigen-like. NCBI's taxonomy places the organism in Eukaryota, Metazoa, Mollusca, Bivalvia, Venerida, Veneridae. The transcript is spliced from 40 exons. Bases 43 to 4473 code for a protein of 1476 amino acids. Gene Ontology annotation, molecular function: endopeptidase inhibitor activity. Gene Ontology annotation, cellular component: extracellular region. The record is from RefSeq and is a predicted model, not a curated record.